AUGUCGCUGUGCACCAAGGAUUUUGCAGACGCAGACGACCGCAUGUUGACUCUGACCCAUGUCUGCCAACAAUGGCGUCAAGUCGCCCUCUCUUUUCCUCACCUCUGGUUUAAAGUUCGCUCAAAUAAAACCACGGACCCCGACAAAGUCCGCGCUAUUCUUGAGCGAUCCAAGUCGACUUUGCUGGACGUGGAAGUCAACCUCGGGGAAUCUGUGAGUGGUCAACUGGUGGAGGUCGUGAGGCAGGUGCUAGACCAGACAUCAAGGAUGCGCACCCUCGUUAUCCAGGGAGACGACAUAGAGCUCGCGCGCCCUUCAUUUGAUACCCCUGCGCCAUUCCUCGAAGAGCUCGCGCUUAUCAAUGAUUGGGAAGCUCCCAUUGUUGCUAUUGACGACGAACUGUUCGACGAGGAGACUCCUUCGCUUCGGGAGUUGGUGCUCCACGGAUGCGUACUCCGCUGGGACUCGCCGAUUUUCUCUGGCCUUACUCGUCUUAGUUUGUUCAGCUCGCCAUUUAGCGACUUUGGCGCGCUAAAGCCAGAUGUCCGCGAACUAUCGAUCGUACUCCACUCCUGCGGAAACACCCUCGAAAGGCUCGAACUCUGCAACUUCUUGGAGUCCAGCGGCCUUUGGGAUAGGUCAUGGGACACUCUCUCGAACGCCGUCAAACUUCCACGUCUGAAGUUUGCCAUUCUCUCAGAAUUCGACUUCUUUACCCUAGUGUCCUUUUUCAAACAUGUCAACAUAUCGCCAGCCGUCCCCAUUAACGUGUGGAAUGUAGAUAUCAAUAAUCCUCGAAUGGUCCUUCCGAGCCCCAUCCCCCUUCUUCCCAGUCAAUUCUUCAUUUCUCCCGACGCUUCUCCAGCCCCUUCGAAAUGCCUUCAGCUAAUCGUGCACACCAUGGGGAUUGACUUCCACGUCUAUGAACAGAACCCUAACGCCAAGGUGCCAUGGUAUCGCUACAUGCCAUCCGACGAAGACCACUUCUUCGCGACGUUUUGCUGGCCCCUUGACGAAGACAACAUCCAAGUCAUCACGCAAAACGUACAUGGUAAUAUCCCCUUCUCGGAUAUCCAUACGCUUGAAGUGGAAGGCGGAUAUCUUCCGGCAGAGCGCUCAUUCUGGGACGGUCUGUUUCGUAACACCGCUCGGGUUCAUAAUCUUAUUCUCGGGACGGGUAUUGCCAAGAAACAUCUGCUUAGCGUCUUCCACGUCCUCGCACCUGAUGGCCACGGGUCCUCGCAGAAAGCCAGUACGACACUCCUGCUUCCACAUCUUACACGGCUGCAUUUCGCCACACCACAUAUUCAGGAGAUGGACCCGGAGCUAGUCACCAGUAUCCUCAAAAGGCGCAAGCAAGCUGGUGCUAAGGUAGAGACUAUUACUAUACAUGCACAGGAAGUGCAGGGAUACGCGGACGCAAUGGGAGCUACAGUAGUCCAGUAG
Coniophora puteana RWD-64-598 SS2 is the source of this 1446-nucleotide messenger RNA. RefSeq lists its product as uncharacterized. The record is from RefSeq and is a predicted model, not a curated record. Bases 1 to 1446 code for a protein of 481 amino acids. The transcript has a single exon. Lineage: Eukaryota; Fungi; Basidiomycota; Agaricomycetes; Boletales; Coniophoraceae.